This is a messenger RNA of Sesamum indicum (sesame), 2903 nucleotides long. RefSeq lists its product as uncharacterized. The record is from RefSeq and is a predicted model, not a curated record. Gene Ontology annotation, molecular function: mRNA binding; protein binding. NCBI's taxonomy places the organism in Eukaryota, Viridiplantae, Streptophyta, Magnoliopsida, Lamiales, Pedaliaceae.
CCAUCCCGGUAGCAUAUUACAGUUCAUUUUCGGUUUUCGGGAUAAAUAUUAAACACGGAUUAUUUUUCUCUAAACCCUCUUUCUCGGCUACAAGGAAACGUAAAAGCUGAAUUCCUGUAGAAAUCCUUGUAUACUUAUGUCCGUAUAUAGAAGAGAUUAGUUCUCAGCACCUCCAAUGGCUAUAAAACUUUCAUCUUUGACGCUGUCCAGGAGAAUCCCUAACUGGGCUUGUCUGAAUGCCCAUCUUUCUUCGAUAUCAUGUGCAAUUAACUUGCAGUCCACCCAAGAAUCCGAGCAAAGCCAAUCGAAUUCCGCUGAAUUUGAAGCAAAGAUUCAGUUUUUAAAGAAUAGGCUUCAUCCCGAUAGCUUAGUCUCUGUAUUGGAGAGAACCUCUGAUUUGAACUCCUCAGUGAAGCUAUUCAAAUGGGCUUCCCUUCAGAAAACAUUCAACCACACAGCAGAUACAUAUCACAUGAUGAUUCUGAAGCUGGGCAUGGCCGGAAAUGUGGAGGAGAUGGAGGGUUUUUGUCAUGAAAUGGUAAGGGAGAAAUGCCGUGGUUUUGAUAAGUCUCUUUUGGCUUUGAUUGAUUCAUUUGUUGGUAAUCACAGGCUUAGUGAAGCCUUGAGGGUUCUUUAUGUUAUGAACUCAAGUAGUUUUAAGCCUUCUAUAGGCAUAAUUAAUGCAUUGAUGAGUGCACUUGUGGAAGAAAAGAGAGAUUUUAAGGAUGUGCUGUUUGUGUAUAAAGAAAUGGUGAAAGCUGGAAUUUGUCCGGAUAUCGACACCCUCAAUUACCUGUUGGAGGCUCUGUUUGAAUCUGGGAGAGUUGAUACAGCUAUAGAUCAGUACAGAAGAAUGGACAAGAAAGGGUGUAAUCCCAAUAUCAGGACUUUUGAGAUCCUCAUAAGUGGUCUUGCUGCAAGGAAUAGAGUGGAACAGUCGAUUGGCAUAUUGCAGGAGAUGUUUGAAUGCGGGUGUGAGCUGGACUCUAGAUUUUAUACUCGUAUAAUACCUAUAUUUUGUGGUCUGCAGAAUCUAGAGAUUGGUUCAAGGUUGUUUAAACUGAUGAGAGCUUCUAAUAUAGCUCCAGAUUCUGUCACUUAUGGGGCUAUGAUAAGAUGUUUGUGUGAGCAUCUCCAAAUGGAUGAUGCGAUCAAACUUUUUAAAGAGAUGACUGACAGUAGCUUGUUGCCUGAUCAUCAAGUGUACGUAGAUAUAAUAAAUGGUCUUUGUAAAUUAAAUAAAAUCACUGAAGCCCGGAACUUACUGGAAGAGAGAAAUCUCAUGGAUACUUGUCUUCAUAACUCAAUUCUUGCAUCAUAUUGCAACAGUGGCAAUUUUAUCUUGGCAAAAGAUAUGUUCCGUGAUAUGCUUGGGAGGAGUAUAAUUGAUGCUAGUUCUUGGAAUAUCCUUAUCAGAUUUCUCUGUGAGAACUUGGUGAUCAACAAAGCGUCGGAGUAUGUCUGUAGGAUGGUUAUUUCUUCUUUCGUACCUGACUCUGCUACUUACUCUGCUCUUAUUCUUGGGAACUGUAAAACGGGAAAAGUUGCAGAUGCUUUAUAUUUGUUUGGCCAUAUUAAAUCGAAAUAUUGGGUUUUGGAUUCUGUCUCUUAUGCUGAGUUUGUUGAAUGUCUUUGUCAGAGGGGAAACAUUCAAGAUGCUGCUAAAGUGUUUUGCUAUAUGUGUGAUAAAGGUUGUACUCUUCAAUUGACCUCCUUCAAUAUGUUGAUUGAGAAAAUCUGUGCAAGUGGAGAGGUUAAUAGAGCCAUCAAAUUGUUAUCAUUGGCAUACUCCACUGAUGUGGUAGCUUCUUUAGGUGCCAGUUACAACAAUAUCUUGAGAGGUCUAUCUAGGUUGGGCCAGGAAAAUUAUCUCUGGAUGAUGCUUGCACAAAUGAUAGUAAUUGGCUGUGCUCUUGAUGCGGAAACUUACUGCAUUCUCAUUCAGUGCAUGAGUGCUUUGGAUCACAUAGGAGAUUGCGUUUUUGUUUUCAAUUUAAUGCUGCGUGAGGACCUAAUUCCUGAUUCAGAAACAUUAGGUUGCUUGUUGUCUUGUUUGGCUAAGUAUUCUCAAAUGCACUUGAUUUUUCCUUCGAUUGACAAGCUUGUCUCCAUGCCUGAAAUUCUUGAUUCAACUAUGUAUAGUGUACUAAUUGAUAGCCUCUGGAGAGAAGGAUACAGAAGUGAGGCAAGCCACUUGCUGGAUUUAAUGUUGGAAAAGGGUUGGGUCCCAGAUGCUUCCACGCAUGCAUUGCUAAUAGGUUCUAUUGCAAGAAAGGAAAUGGUGGGCAGAAAAUCUGGUAGUGAAAUAUUUAGCAUUCAAGACAAUGUGAGUUGCAUUCUUGAAGAGGGCCUGGGGAAAAGAUGAUAGAUUCAUUCUCUUUUCCAGUAUAGAGCCAUUUAUCAAGUCCUUUGGGCCAAGAAACUUGUUAAACUACGGCACACUUUUGUGUAUUACAAGCUCCACAGUUAAUGUGGAUGGAGCUAGCAUCCUUGGCACAUAAGUGUUGAGAUAGGAUGAUGGGGAAUCUGAAGCGCAACCUUUGUACAGGUAGACUACUUUUUUCUUGAGGAACUAUCAAUCUUGGAUACUCAUGGAUCUUGCGAAAGGAAUGCUGGACUAUUCCCUGUGUUGAGCCAAGAACGUCAUCACAUCUAGUUCUAUUGUUUUGCCGAGCUUGCAGUUCCUAUAUACUUCAACUGAAUCUUUCUUCUCAACAAGUGUACACAUAGUCAUGCUUUCUUGUCACACGACGAAGUUGUGUGGCAGAGGGUCUUGGUGGGGUGAGGAUGAUUUGCCCCACCAGUGUUUAGUGGUAGAACCUCUCAUUCUGCCGAUCCGCCAGAUGGAUUCUUCUUUCUUUGGUGUGUGGGAGGGAUAAUACUAAUAGACCAUCUUCACUCCA